ACAAGAGUCAUUACUAGUGGCUGACUUGUAGCGAACAAUGGAGAACAAUAUCACUUGGAUUGCUAGAAGAGCUUUAACAUCACUCACUAGCACCAAUAGCUCAACUCUUAACCUGCGGAGCUACUGUUCAUCAUCUUUAUCUUCCUCUUCCUCUUCCUCUUUCCCGUCUCCUCCUCCUAGCCCUAAACUUUUUGUUGCAGGUUUGUCAAGUUCAGUGGAUGAGAAGUCCUUGAAAGACGCUUUCUCUUCCUUUGGAGACGUCGAAGAAGUUAAGAUAAUAUAUGACAAAGACACUGGGAGGUCAAGAUGCUUCGGAUUUGUUCAUUUUUCUAAAGAGAAUGAUGCUGAAUCAGCAAAAAGUGCCAUGGAUGGAAAAGCAUUGAUGGGUCGACCAUUAAGGAUAAGGUUUGCUCUACAAAGGGUACGGGGUCAACCCAUUGUUGUCCCACGCCUCACAAACGUUGGAGACUUCACCAGUCGCAAUAAAUGAACAAUUUGAACUCUUUAUGAACAAAUUUAUAUCCUUGUUUAUUCGGUGGUAGAGAAUGAUUAUCUGAGAGCACACGAUGCAGUGUGUAAUAGCAAGGUUUUGGGAUAUGAAUGAGUUUAAUUUCUUUAAGUUUUAUUCAGUAAUUUAAUUCUUUAUGGGAUAUAAA
Molecule: messenger RNA, 656 nt
Organism: Pistacia vera
Lineage: Eukaryota; Viridiplantae; Streptophyta; Magnoliopsida; Sapindales; Anacardiaceae
Product: glycine-rich RNA-binding protein 4, mitochondrial
Exons: 4
Coding region: 38-490 (150 amino acids)
Molecular function (GO): RNA binding
Source: RefSeq, a predicted model, not a curated record